ACUCAAUAGAAAUUUUUAUAAGAUUAAUUUGGUUACUUAGUUUAUUUGAAUUCUUGAGUGACCAAAAAUGGUGAAGAUGACAUUGGGUAGCAUUGGUGACUCUUUUUCAGUUCCGUCGCUAAAGGCUUAUCUUGCUGAGUUCAUUGCCACCCUCCUCUUUGUCUUUGCUGGUGUUGGUUCCGCUAUAGCUUACAACAAGCUCACGUCCGAUGCAGCUCUCGACCCACCUGGAUUGGUGGCAGUAGCGGUGGCUCACGCAUUUGCAUUGUUUGUGGGCGUUUCCAUGGCGGCCAAUGUAUCCGGCGGUCAUCUGAAUCCGGCCGUCACAUUUGGACUGGCCAUCGGAGGCAACAUCACAAUCAUAACUGGCAUUUUCUAUUGGAUUGCCCAGUUGCUUGGUUCCACUGUUGCAUGCCUUCUCCUCAAAUUCGUCACUAAUGGCUUGGCCAUUCCCACUCAUGCAGUUGCUUCUGGAAUGAAUGCUGUGGAGGGUGUAGUAAUGGAGAUUGUCAUCACUUUUGCUCUAGUCUACACAGUCUAUGCCACUGCAGCAGACCCCAAAAAGGGCUCAUUGGGCAUAAUUGCACCCAUUGCAAUUGGGUUCAUUGUUGGUGCAAACAUUUUAGCUGCUGGCCCAUUUAGUGGUGGAUCAAUGAACCCGGCCAGAUCAUUUGGGCCGGCCGUUGCUGCUGGAGACUUCUCUCAGAACUGGAUCUAUUGGGUUGGCCCACUUAUUGGGGGAGGAUUGGCAGGCCUGGUCUAUGGUUAUGUUUUUAUUGCAUCAUAUGCCCCAUUCCCAGCCCAAGAGGGAUAUGCUUAAAGAAUUUGUUGUGCUUUUAUGCUGUGAAGUCAAAUGUAAUUCUACCUUUGCUUUUGAGUAUGCAUAUUUGGACCAGCAAGAGAAGAAUUUGUAUCUCAGUUUCAAAUAAGAAAUGUAAAUAAAUUGGGUAUUUUGUUCAGAAUCUA
This is a messenger RNA of Olea europaea var. sylvestris, 966 nucleotides long. RefSeq names its product probable aquaporin TIP-type. Lineage: Eukaryota; Viridiplantae; Streptophyta; Magnoliopsida; Lamiales; Oleaceae. Bases 68 to 820 code for a protein of 250 amino acids. The transcript has 3 exons. Gene Ontology annotation, molecular function: water channel activity. The record is from RefSeq and is a predicted model, not a curated record. Gene Ontology annotation, biological process: water transport; transmembrane transport. Gene Ontology annotation, cellular component: plant-type vacuole membrane.